AUGGGCCGCCGCCUCAGGUCACCACUCGACCAGCUGCACCCGGACUUUGCCGUGGCCGAACCCCCAGGCUGUGCCAACGUGCCACGGUCAUUUGUUCCAGGAAACCAGGUCUUUGCCCGGAACUAUGUGGGGGACAUUCCUUGGGUGCCAGCCACAGUAGUGGGAGUCACUGGACCUCGCUCUUACCAGGUGGCACUCAAAGACGGACGCUUAUGGCGCCGGCACAUAGACCAGCUUAGGCGCAGGGUUGGGGACUUGGACACUACCGUGGUGCCCCCAACUGCGCUCGUGGCUCCAGAAGAGACACUUACAGAUGGUGAGGCUCCACCUACACCUCCCUCGCAAACUGCCAGCGUGGAGCCGAACCAAGCCACUUCAGAGGGUCUGCCAGACUUACCACAGACUCAGACCACUGCCGUGCCUGACAUUCCGCCAACUCCACUUGCGGAGGUUCCACCCACAGCAGCGGAUCCAGGGGAUUUGGUUUCAACGCCACCUAGGGUCGCACCACAGCCUCAGCAAGAAUUGUGUGGCCCCCCGGACUUGGCUUCCAGUCCCCGGCGGUCUGGCAGAGUUUCCAAGCGCCCAACUUAUUUAAAGGACUAUGUUGUUGGACAUGUAUCACUGUUGGUCUAAGUAUGGGAAAUGUAACCGAUAUGCUUUUGUGCCUAAUUGAACCAUUACGUGUAGUGCUGUAUAUAAGGAAACCAUUACGAUUGUAACUACAGUGGUACCUUGCAAGACGAAUGCCUCGCAAGACGAAAAACGCGCAAGACGAAAGAGUUUUCCGUUUUUUGAGUCGUUCCGCAAGACGAAUUUCCCUAUGGGCUUGCUUCGCAAGACGAAACGUCUUGCGAGUUCUUGCGAGUUUGUUUCCUUUUUCUUAAAGCCGCUAAGCCGUUAAUAGCCGCUAAGCCGCUAAUAGCCGCUAAGCCGCUAAUAGCCGCUAAGCCACUAAUAGCCGUGCUUCGCAAGACGAAAAAACCGCAAGACGAAGAGACUCGCGGAACGGAUUAAUUUCGUCUUGCGAGGCACCACUGUAACGCCUUAUCUCGGUGGGGAGGGGUGUUAUGUACUGAAGUUCUCACCCUGGGCCAGCAGGGGGAUACUGUAGAUAGUUAUGCAAAUGAAGGAUCGAAAAGUGACGUUCAGUGAUUGGAUAGUUUUGUAUGCAAAUGAAGGAUCGAAAAGUGACGUUCAGUGAUUGGAUAGUUUUAGAACGUUGCAACAGUUACGAUUGUUCUGUAGCUCUAUAUAAGCAGGCUGACUGAGCUCCUCAGCUUAGUUCUGUUCCAGCUUACAAAAUAAAGAGCUGCUUUGGAGAAAUUGCUGUGUCGUCUGCUAUGUCAACUCACAACUUAACACUUUCUCAUUCCGUUGGUGUCGGGGUCUCAAAUACACUUGUGCCAAAACUCAAAAAAGGGUUAUUCAAUCCCUAAUGUGUAGAGACAUUGCACAGAACUACGCUUGGAAUCCAGGAGAGAACUCUUGGAAUAGCUUUGCCAGGUGCUCAGGGACGGACUCACCUGUCCCCAUGUCCUUCUGUUUGCAGUUCUGCUGCGGUUCCGUAUCCCAGCCCCAGGGGUGAAUAUUGGAGAAAACAAGAGCAGGGUUGGAUUCCUCAGACCUACCCCCUGGGCUCUUUGCCCCCCACUCUGCACUCUCAAAUGCGGAGAAGCCCUCCCCUCACGAGGAACUGAAAGCCUGACUUUUGCAUUUCAGCUGCUGGAGGAUGAACAGCGCUACCUCCUGGGGGUCAUCCAGAGCUGCCAGGCAGCUGAGCUCAGGGGGCUCCGAUCCCUGAAGUGCUCCAAGCAGGAGACGGCCCAAGCCAUUCUGGUGAGUGAUGGGGGGUGUGGGUGGAAAGGGUUGUGCAUCUGCGGAGAGGAGGAGCCUGCCGGCUUAGGCCAUGGGGUUGCCAUUUCCCUGCAAAGCCAAGCCUGGAGUUUGGAGUGGGAGCUGAUUUUCCUCCUCUGUUCUCUUCCAGGACAUCCUGGGGCCCUUGGAGCACUUCAGGCAUCGCCCCCUGACCCUGGCCCUUGCCUUGGAGGCCCUCCUCCAGCUAAGGUGAGUGGGGUCUUUGGCGUGGAUGGGGUUGUGGGUGGGGGGCAGAACUCCAGGGGGAAAGAGCAGGCGGGAGGGAGAAGGGGGCAAAGGAGACUCUAACCCUCUCCCUUUCAUCUCUGCAGCAGGAUGAGGCCCAAAUUCAGCUGCAAUAUGAUCAGUGCAAUCCUGCAGAGGACCUUGGAGGCCGUGCUGAAAGGGGCCAAGGAGGAGAGAGAAGUAUGUCCUUUGUUUUGACUUCCCUUCACAGGCUCUUUCUUCUUCUUCGUCACACACUUGCAGAAUCCAACCCAGCAUUCAAACUCUCUUCUCUCUUUUCCCACAGGAACUGAAAAGGCACUUCUAGCUCCUGCUGGGGAGUCUCCUUAUGGAAGCCCCAAACCCUGGCACCCUCCUCCAGCUUCUCAGUGUGAGUGCCCUGAUGGCAUCGGGGUGGUUUUAGGGUUGUCCCUCCCAUCCCUUACCCAACGGUCUGCCCCAUUUCUGGGGCACAGAGCCUGUUUGGCCCCCAAUUUGGUCCAAGACCAAAGCUGGCAAACCCUCAGGGUCCAGAAGUGCCAGGGACUCCGUGGUGGGGGCAGUGGGGGGCCCGCUUUGGCCCAGACUGGCCCCUGACUCUGAAACGCUCUUUCCUCCUGCAGGACCUCUGAGGAUAUGCCCUGGGGGGAAGUGGGGAGGCUCAAGAACUAGUGGCCAGCAGCAUUUCCUUGCUGCUGGCCAUUGCCCGGAAAUCCCCCAACCUCAGAGUAAUUACCUUGCCUUCUUCUAUUCAUUUCUUUGGUUACUUCCAACCCCCCCCCCCCCCAGAUCACAUCCCCAAGUGAUCUUUAACACAGAUGUGGUGUGUGUCCCUGGGGGCCAGGAUGAGGCCAGAGGCUUUUCCUGCCUCCUUUCCUGCUGCUGCCCAGCCCAGGAGGCUGCAGGGCCCAGGGAGGUCCUCUGGAACAAGGGAUUGGGCCCAAGACAGAGGGAGACCCGUCCUUCCUGGCUUGGCGCUGCUUCUGUGCUCUCUUGCCCCCAUCUGACCCCGAUUUUUCUUUCCUCUGCAGAUGACAGUAGUUCGGCCGGACCUGGCUUGCUUCUGCCUGAAGCCGAAAGAAGGUAAGCCCCACACCUUGGAGACAGCACCCUUUGACUAAAGGCCUGUCGGAAAAUCUCAUUUUCAUUCUCAUUCUCUUCCAUCUAGAUGA
Molecule: messenger RNA, 3254 nt
Organism: Podarcis lilfordi (Lilford's wall lizard)
Lineage: Eukaryota; Metazoa; Chordata; Lepidosauria; Squamata; Lacertidae
Source: the annotation of a GenBank genome assembly